Molecule: messenger RNA, 864 nt
Organism: Colletotrichum costaricense
Lineage: Eukaryota; Fungi; Ascomycota; Sordariomycetes; Glomerellales; Glomerellaceae
Exons: 1
Coding region: 1-864 (287 amino acids)
Source: RefSeq, a predicted model, not a curated record
AUGAUCUCAUCAACAUUCCUCUGCCCAAUGGGCGUUUUGCUAGCAGGCGCGUCGCGUGCCUUGGCUUUCGACCGCAUUAGCAUACCGACCACGGUCAAGGCUGACACCGACGUCGAAGUCACCAUACAGAACGACAUCGCAUCCGGUAGCAAGUCUUUCGACGCCGGUUUUACCAACUACAACCUCUACCUCUCAACCACUCCACCGGGAUGGGGCACCGGCCCCGUGUGCGUCCUCGCCAACGGGACAAAGAUUGACGUCACCUCCGUGAAGGUGAAAAUCCCCGCCGACGCGAUCCCUGACGGUUCCGACUUCAAGAUCACCGCGAUGGAGUGGAACUCGGAUCCGACCAAGGACGGGCCCUCGGGCUUCGAAUACAGCAAUGACUUUUCCUUCUCGGGCGGUACGGGACAAUGGGGCAAGACGGAGCUCGGAGGGUCCACGCUGGGCGACAUGGAUCGCAUCCCGUGCACGGCGUACGCGUGCGCGCGCAACUGCAAUGACAAGUAUUUUGACGAGAGGAACACGACGAGCGAGGAUCCUAGUGUCUACAAAAACACAUACGAAUGCGUCGCCGCAUGUCCCGGCACAACUUUCCCGUCCUGGGAUUCAAUCAUCAACGAUAACGGGGGUGGGCAGGGCUCAGGCUCCAGUGCGGGGCCCUCGGGAAGCGCUUCGGCAACGGCAACGAGAUCCGGUGCGUUGGCGACAGCCUCAACGUCUCCGACAGGGUCUACUUCUACUCCGAUAUCAGCCCAAAGUAGCAGCUCGCCUUCUCAGACACCUAAUGGUGUCGCCUCGGUCACUGCCAAGGCCUCUGGGCUUGUCUUUGCUGGCUUGGCCAUCGCGUUUAGCUUUCUCUAG